AUGAGCCCCACGCGCACCUGGUUUGCGCUCCUCCCGGUCACCAUCCUUCUCCUCCUCCUGCAAACCGCGUUCUCGUCGUUGGAUUUCCCUCGCGAUACCCGCUUCGUCGUGCAUCUGCCCGACGCCUACCAGCCGGGCUUCGCCCAGCGGGCCACGGUGCUCGAAGCGGCCGCCGGCGAGCCUCAGCCCCGCUUCUCCGCCGCUCUGAGCGUGCAGGCCGGCAUUGGAGGCGGCUACGUGUGCUCCCUCGUCGUUCUCCUGGGCAACGUCACGGUCUGGGAUUCGGGUCGUCCCCGCCAUGAGUUCGCCGCGCGGUCUAAUUGACAGCUCGAGCUCGCGGGCGACGGGGCGCUGCGUCUGACGGACGGCGCCGGAACCGUCGGGUGGUGGUCCGGCACGGCAGCGCAAGGCACCAAGGCUCUGCACUUGGAUUCCACGACCGGCAACCUCCUUCUCCUGGGACACAACAGCAAAAUGCCGCCGGCAUGGCAAAGCUUCGACAGACCGACGGCCGUACUUCUGCAGGGCCAGCGGCUUCACGUGCCCAGCCCGGUCGCCUUGCGCCUGACAAGGACCUCUCCGGCGUCCUACCAACUCGAGUUCUAUGCCGAAAGGAUCACCGCGUAUCUCGCCUUCGGAGACCGCCGGUACACCUACUGGGAGGUGGCUCCUCGCAACGGCAACGAGACCAUGGCGUUCGCACGGAUGGACGAGUCGGGCCUAACAAUGCUCGACUCUUCCGGGCGGCCAGUGGUGCGAAUCCCGCCGGCAGCAGAGAAAUCGGCCGGCGCCGGACGGCAGGCGGUCAGGUUCUUCGAGCUGGGGGACGACGGCAACCUGGGGUUGUACUCCUUCGACCAAGGCCCCGGCAAGUUCAGAGCCUCGUACAAGGCGCUGGCGUUCUGCGAGCUUCCCCUGGCCUGCGGCGUCCGCCGGGUCUGCGCCUCCUCCGGGCGCUGCGAAGACUUCUCUCUAUACGGCGUGGACUUGCCGCCGCCCCUGGCCUGCAACACGACGUCGCCGCCGUACGACAUGGUGGAGGGGAAAGGAGUGACCACGGUGCUGAAGGCAGACUCGCCGCUGACAAACGUGUCAGUGCAGCAGUGCGUGGACCAGUGCCUUCAAGGCUGCUCCUGCGCUGCCGCGCUCCACGUCAGGGACGGCGACGACGCCGGCAUCGUCGACGACACGGCCGGCGGCGGCGGCAUUGGCGUGUGCUACCAGUACGGGAUGACAGGCGGGGCCAGGGAGGUGAUCGGCGGAAGCCCCCGGUCCAGCUACUGGGUGAAGAUAGCCAAGCCGAGUACAGAUUACAAGAAGCUUGAAGAGCAAGAAGAAGAGUACGGGGCCAGAAUUGCGAUGCACAACAAGCUGCUCAUCAUCUUUGGCGUCGUCGAUGCGGUGGCCAUAUCCUUGUCUGUGGGGCUCGGUGUGUACUAUGUUCGUCAGCGCGCGGUCGACGCUGAGGGAGAAGCAGCAGAGGACGACGAAGGAGUCGCGGAGCCAGAUAGAGAUAGUAAUCGUACUGAUACUGCAGGAGCUGUACAAGGGUCAUAA
This is a messenger RNA of Brachypodium distachyon (stiff brome), 1557 nucleotides long. RefSeq lists its product as uncharacterized. Lineage: Eukaryota; Viridiplantae; Streptophyta; Magnoliopsida; Poales; Poaceae. The record is from RefSeq and is a predicted model, not a curated record. The transcript has 2 exons.